Molecule: messenger RNA, 1920 nt
Organism: Caenorhabditis remanei
Lineage: Eukaryota; Metazoa; Nematoda; Chromadorea; Rhabditida; Rhabditidae
Exons: 9
Coding region: 1-1920 (639 amino acids)
Source: RefSeq, a predicted model, not a curated record
AUGUGUUGGAUAUGGAUGCUGCUUUAUUUCAAUAUUCCUGCUCCUUGUAGCGACUCUAACUCGGAUGAAUCGUUAACCCGGAACAAGCGAAUUCCAAAACCUGCAGCUACAUUCCUGGUUCAUCCUUCAGAUGUGAAACCAACUGAGGACAUCACCAACCUGCCGGAAUUGAGCACUCGUAAUCUGGCAGAUUAUAUCGGGACACUAACUGACAACACACCUGAAAACGCUCUUCAAGGACUAAAAUUCUUGGCAGAAUACGGAAUAAUCGAGAAUGAUCGGACAUGCGUCAAAUGCCUUUCUGGGAUGAAUCUAAAUCAGGAUUCAAAGAUUAUUCACGAUAAACAUGUUUGGAGAUGCCUACCAUGCAGGAGGAACAAGGAAUCAUCAAAAAUCUCAAUGCGAGCUGGAUCGUUUUUUGAAAAUCUAAAGCUGACAGUUGUGGAAGUCUUCUAUUUAGCGGCGGAAUGGAUUGAAAAUCCUUCCAAGACUGUGGCAGAAGUCAGCAAGCAAUUUGGAAUAAGUCAUACUACCGUUGUUGAAGUGCAGGAGUGGUUCAGGCAAAUGACGAAACAAUGGUUCAAAAGAGAAAGCGAAGCAAAUCCCAAUAUGAAAUUAGGAGGACCGGGGAAAAUAGUUGAAAUUGACGAAACAUGUGUCUAUCGAGCAAAACAUCACAGGGGCCGUAUGUUGAGAAGAAAGACAAAGUGGGUUUUUGGGAUGAUCGAAAGAGGAUCGUCCAAGGUAGUAAUGUUUCGAGUGCCAAACAGAUCUGCAGCUACCCUUCUCCCUAUUGUUGCUAAAUACGUAGAGCCAGGCUCCAAAAUUAUUUCCGAUGGGUGGGCUGCCUACACUGGGCUGAGCGCAAUGCAGUUCGACCAUCAUUGGGUCAACCAUAAAAUUAACUUUGUUGACCCUAACGACCGCACCAUUCACACACAAACGAUCGAAUCCACUUGGAAUGCACUCAAGACUCAACUGAAAGCCCGAUAUGGAACGCCUGAAGAGCGCCUCGACGGGCAUAUGUAUAAUUACAUGUGGAGGAGAUAUUACAACAAACAGAAAUUGUUGAACAGGCUUAUUUACGAAAUGAAAUUUUAUAAACGUAAAAGCAGAGAAGAAGAUGACAAUGAAGAAUUCACUGACUCCGAAGAAGACGACGACGACGACAUCGACGACGAUGACGACGACGACGACGACAAUAUCAAUGAUAGCACAAUGAUAGCACAACCUACCAGCACUCCAUUUGUCACUUCAACUGUGUCACAUUUGCCUUACUCUGCUACCCCUCACCGACGACGCGGUCAUCAUAAAUCAACUCCUCAGCCUGCAAGGAUAUCUUCUACAUUGGCGACGGACGAUGCUGCGUCUCCAUCCUCGAUACCAUCAACGAACACGCCGUCAACGACUCCUGUAUUCACAUCUACUACAUUCACACCUUUCUCUACAUCAAGCAGACGCCGUGGCCACAGAUCAUCCACUACUCCUACAGCUAGCACUUAUCCUUCGACUAAUAUGGCUGCGUCACCAUCACCAGCAGUUACGCCAUCUACUGCUGAGUCACCUGUGAACAUCCGCUGUUCCCUCAGUCACAACCUCCUUUUCUACGACUCCAUCGUUGUCUUCUUCCACAUUCUCUCUUCCGCCAACAUCUGCGACAACACUAUCUACAUCAAACUUACUCUCUCCUACAACAAGACGAAGUGGCUACAGAUCAUCUACUGUAUCUACACCUACUAUCACAACUCGAUUGUCGUUUAUAUCUACACCCACUGUUUCGUCUACAGCUUUUACAGCCACAACUACUGCGUCUACAUUUACUGCCCCUCUGUCAUCCACUGCAACGUCAAAAGUUACACCAACAGCCACGACGCCUUCCCAAACAACUACAAUCAAACGAGGUGGACGCAGAACAUCUAA